Molecule: messenger RNA, 1773 nt
Organism: Ustilaginoidea virens
Lineage: Eukaryota; Fungi; Ascomycota; Sordariomycetes; Hypocreales; Clavicipitaceae
Exons: 3
Coding region: 1-1773 (590 amino acids)
Biological process (GO): protein polyubiquitination
Molecular function (GO): ubiquitin protein ligase activity; metal ion binding
Source: RefSeq, a predicted model, not a curated record
AUGCCUGAGCAUCGUCACGUCCGAAGCGGCAGCCUCAACAUUCCCAGCAAUGCUGCAUCCAACAACUCCGCCAGCAUGAUGCCACGGAGCCCUCCAAAUACCUCUCACGUCCCGUGCAAGUUCUUCCGUCAAGGCGCCUGUCAAGCAGGCAAUGCCUGCCCGUUCAGCCAUGACCUCGGAGCCGCUUCUGAAACCAUUUGCAAGUAUUUUGCCAAGGGCAAUUGCAAGUUCGGACCCAAAUGCGCCAAUAUCCACAUUCUGCCCGACGGUCGCCGAAUAAACUACGGCAAAAACGGCGUCACGAUAGGCACGACUUCCAUCAAUCUCUCCGGUCGGCCCUCUCCCAGUCCUGCCUCGCCGCCUUUACCAGCCCUCAGCAUCUACCAGCAGUCAUCUGCCAGCGCUCUCACAAAAUCAUUCUACGGCGUGGAUCAGCCCGGCUACUCCGCUGCCUUCUCAGGCGACGAUCGCCAACUUCCAAGUCCCUCCCACCACCUCGGCCACCAGCCAAGCCUCGAUAACGGUCUCAUCACCAUCGAAUCACCUUAUACACACUCCAAUUACGGCUCGCCACGAGACAAUAAUGACGCCAACCGCCUCGGGUUUGGCCUUUCACCCGUAAACGGCAAGGGCCUGUCUAUUCUCGAUGCUCCCUUACCCGCGUCUUUCGACUCCAACGGCAUCUCCAACGCUGCUCGCUUUCCCGCUGCGCCAUGGCCGUCGUCGGUGCCCUCAAAAUUCGGCCUCGAGUCUCCCACCCCGUCCCUGAACAACGCCAAGGAUUCUAGGACGUCGGAGACGCUCAAGCUGCUGCACACCUCCGCAUUCGGCCCCUCGGAGCACCUGGCUACACCGACGGCCAGUAGCCCUCCCAAUUCUCAGCCUGCGAUUUGGGACGAAUAUUUCGGGAAGCGAACUAUGCAUUCGUCCCGGGGCUACGCAAAACCCCGCAUGCUGAGCUCGAGCAUGCCCAAGACCUCGUCGGUGGACAGAGACUGGGAGGCCGAGUUUGCCUUUGACGACGACAACCUGCCCGAGAACUACGUCCCCCAAAACCUGCAGGAACUGCUGACCCCGGCAGAAAAGGCUAGACGAGGUUCCAUGCGAGCAGAAGACCCUGUUGUGGACGGCUUCCCGAAAUAUGGCAGCCCCAUCGGGACCAGUCCAAGCCGCUGGGGAUCGCUUUUCCAACGCCAAAAGGAAGAAGAGGACGCGGCCAAGGCGGCUCGCAAUGCUGGAUCGGCCUUUGGGCACGUAGGGAGUCCCCUGCGCAAGUCCACGCUCGCCCAGGAAAUGGGCGAUGACUGCAAGAGCUCGGGCUCCAGCAGCCGCCCUUCGGCAGGGCGCUCGACCAGCGAUUCCAUGUCGGUUCUUUCGCAACAGCUGCAGCGCAGCAGACUCGACGAGGGUUUCAGUGGAUCUGGGUCCGGCGCCGGCUCCAGCCCCCAUCUUCAUCCCACGCCAGCGCGACUCCCUUCAAGCAGCCUCGCCCCGAUUGGCAGAGACCGAGGGAUGGACCGGCACGUUUCCGGUGGCAGCAUCAGCUCGUCUCUCACGGGUCGGUUCACCACUCCCAUUGACGAGGAGGACCCGGCCUUUGUGUUCAGCAUGGAAGAGGAAGACGAUGCGCCGAGCGCAAGGAUGCGCAAAAGAAUUUCGGCCGGCCUCAACAUUGGGGGCUUGAGCAACUACGCCAAUGCCGUCGGCAACAAAGGCGCCCCAAACAGCGCGGUCAAAGAGUCGAGGGACUCGGUGCCCGUCAACCGACGAUGA